Lolium rigidum is the source of this 771-nucleotide messenger RNA. RefSeq names its product pumilio homolog 23-like. Gene Ontology annotation, biological process: endonucleolytic cleavage in ITS1 to separate SSU-rRNA from 5.8S rRNA and LSU-rRNA from tricistronic rRNA transcript (SSU-rRNA, 5.8S rRNA, LSU-rRNA); endonucleolytic cleavage in 5'-ETS of tricistronic rRNA transcript (SSU-rRNA, 5.8S rRNA, LSU-rRNA); ribosomal small subunit export from nucleus. Lineage: Eukaryota; Viridiplantae; Streptophyta; Magnoliopsida; Poales; Poaceae. The record is from RefSeq and is a predicted model, not a curated record. Gene Ontology annotation, molecular function: RNA binding. Bases 1 to 771 code for a protein of 256 amino acids. Gene Ontology annotation, cellular component: 90S preribosome; preribosome, small subunit precursor; nucleolus. The transcript is spliced from 6 exons.
AUGUUCAAAGCUUUUGUCAGGCAAAUGCUACAAAAUGCAAAAAAUGGCAUUUCCAUGUUACUAACUGAGAAGAACAGUAGCCUUGUUUUACAGACUGUGUUGAAAUUAUCAGCUGGUGAUGAUCAUGAGUUGAAUCACAUUAUAUCCGUUCUUCUUGGUUACGAUCAGGAUGACACUGCUCAGAAGGAAUAUAACAAUGAACAAAAGAAUAAAAUCGUCGCUUUACUUGAAGACACUGCUUAUAGUCAUUAUAGAUGUUGCUCCGAGGAACUGCGCAGCAAUAUGCUUAUAGGCACUCUUAAAGGUGCAUUAUUUGCAAUCUCAUCUCACCACUGUGGUAAUUAUGUCGUACAAGCUUUAAUCUCAUCAGCCAAAACUGCAGAUCAGAUGAAGCAAAUCUGGGAGGAACUUGGUCCUAAAAUCAAGGAAUUGUUUGAGCUAGGUAAAACGGGAGUGGUGGCUUCCAUUUUAGCCGCAUGCCAGCGGCUUGAAACAAAUCGCCUUGAGAGCUCUGAAGCUCUUUCUGCAGCAAUAACAUCAGAUUCCGAGUCUCCUGAUAGCAUUGUUGCACAUAUACUCUUUCUUGAGAAUUUCCUCCGGGAGAAAUCUUAUUGGAAAUGGCCACCUGGUGUCAAGAUGAGUGUUCUUGGUUGCGUGAUGCUGCAGUCAAUUUUUCAAUACCCACAUCAAUAUAUUCGGCAAUAUGUUGCAAGCUUGCUGGCUUUGGACGAUGAUCAGAUCCUCCAGAUUGCCAAGGACUCUGUGACAUAG